Molecule: messenger RNA, 3640 nt
Organism: Schistosoma curassoni
Lineage: Eukaryota; Metazoa; Platyhelminthes; Trematoda; Strigeidida; Schistosomatidae
Source: the annotation of a GenBank genome assembly
GUACAAUCGAACUGGCGGGCGCAGCGUUUUGAAGUCAUCGGAUUUAUUGGAAUUAUGGGGUCGUCACCAGAGAUGGAGAGGUUUGGUUUGUCUGAUGUGGAAUAUUCGUUCAUGAUGAAUCCUUUAAAACGACGCCACAACCAAUCAAAGAAGCAAACAAUAUACGGGAUUUUCGCCUCAGAUGAUUCUGAUUCAGAGCCUGAAAGAAGUGGCUUCGGUGGACGUGAAGCUGGUUUCAAGCGUAAGGGUGCCAAUUAUUCAGCACCGAUCACCUUUGUCAGUGGUGGAGUAAAGGUAGGGUAUAUUUAUGUUAAGGAAGGCUAGGUGACAAAUAAUGAGAUUCAUCGACGAGCUAACAAUUCAGUGUUCUCAAUUCUAUGCUGUGAAUAGAUUCUUAAGUGUUGCGAUCAUCUGAAAGGUUGUAAUAGUUACGUUGCUGCUUAGUUAUAAAUCACCUUUUUGCUUCUUAUUAUUUCAAGUUGUAUGAACUCAUUAGGCUCCAGUAAAGAUGCCUGGGAUAGAUAUACCCAUUGUUUAGCUAAUAUUUUGGCAGUAAACCUGCACUGUCAAAAUGAUUAAGUAGUUUAGUCGUACGGAAGAUGUGCCAAUUAUUUUUGUGCGCAAUAGCUGUCUAGAACAUGCAUUUGUUAUGUCUCAUGUUUGUUUCGUUCAUUUAUUCAACUAAUUUGCAAGUCUCGUUUGUCAUGUAAAAAUGUGUUUUCGAAGGUCCUAAGUAUUUUCUGUCAUUGUAGGCAGGUGCCGGUGCUUCGUCUGGUCCGAAAGAAAAUAACGAAGAAGUCGACCAGAUUUCGGAUGAUGAAGACGACAAAUCUGUCCUAAGGAGUUUGCAUCCUUAUCAUGAUUCAGACUCUGACUCACCAAAUUCAGAUAUUUAUCGUAAACCUGACAAGCCUGUGGGCAUAUCCGUUGGGGCCAGUCGACGUGUAGCAGCAGCCGCUGCAGCGGCGAAGUCUGCGACCUCUGGUUUCGGGGCUUGGGAAAGACACACAAAGGGUAUUGGAAUGAAACUUUUAGAGCAGAUGGGUUACGAACCGGGCAAGGGUCUUGGUUCUGACGGUCGGGGUAUUGUUACUCCAGUUCAAGCUGUCCAACGAGUGGGGAAAGUAUCAGUAGGGUACUAUGGAUCUGAAAAAGCCCCCGCCCCUCGUCGAGGAAAUGAGACUGUCGUUGAAGGUUCAGACUCUGUCGGGCCACGUUACAAGAAGAGGCCUGGGUUACAACGGAGUCAAGCAUCAAAGCCUAUACAGGAGUAUAAAACUACUGAGGAAUUAGUCGCCGAUCUUUGUCCUGCAACCCCUGCUACAGCUGUUAGGCGACAUGGGAUUUUCUUGGAGAACAGGUUUCCGAUUAGGAUGGUCAGGUCCUUUCCUGUUCACUUCUCUACGAUCUAUUGCAGCCUUUCGUAAAACUGGUCUUUAUCGUCUUCUUUGCUAUCAUUGGUGGGUGCAUAACAUUGGAUAACAUUCAUCGUGAUCCCCCCUUUGCUCUGAAGGAUGCUUUGAUGAUCUUAGAUCCAUGAGAUUCCCAUCCUAUUAGUGCUUUACAUGCUUUUUUGGAUAGUAUCAGUGCAACUCCUUAAACGUGCGAAGCAUUUUUUCAUGAUCAGAGUACAACAACAUCUCUCCCAAUGUCAAUCUUUUUUGUCCAGCUCGGUUUCAAAGGGCUUCACUCAUUCCGAGCACCGUCAAGUCCUAUCUCCACAUUUCAGAGGUUAUUUCAUCGGUCUUUACGGCCUUCCACACUGUCCAGUGAAUUGUCCAAAGUAAAGGUUAUCGAUAUGACAAGUAAAGAGCAAAAGGUGUACUCUGGUUAUGAAGCUGCUUUAUCUCGUGUUGUGCAAAGGCGCCGAAAACCGGGAGAUAAUUCUACUCUCUCAGAUGAAGAAAAUCCAGAUGUUGAUGGUAAACGAAUCGAAAAAAGGUUGGAAGGGAAUUUCUUUGAUUGUCCCGCUCUGCAACACAAUUUCGCCCUGAUAAUGCGGUCCGCUGAAGAUGAAAUUAGGCGGUUUGAUCGGGCUGCUAGAUUCGAGGAAGAUCGCGCAGUUGGUUUAGAACAUGAAAUCGAAAAAUUAACUGAGAUAGUUGACGGAGAAGAAUCUGAAGUGAAUUACCUCAAGAAAGCUUUAUUUCUAAUAAAGAAGUUUGAAGAUGAAGUUACGUUUCAUUCAGGCUGUGAUACGAACUUAACAUCUGAAGCUAUUUCAUCUUGGGUAUCACUUAUACGUGAGGAAUGUGCUAACCUAGUAGAAAUGCCUGUUCUCAUGGCAUCGAUCGCUCGCCCAAUGUUGGAUAAUUCACUUGCUAGAUGGGAUCCUCUAAAGGAACCUACAUUUUGUCUCGAUUUGUUGGGACACUGGAGGGAUUUCUUUCAAAAUCCUUGCGCAUUUGAUGUUAUACUUGAAACAAGCUGGUUGAGCGCCAUACGCCGCACUAUCGUUAACGAAUGGAAUCCUCGAGACUGCGAACCUCUCUUGGAGGUUCUCGAAGCCUGGCAACCUUUGUUACCGGAUGAUAUGUUGCAGCGCAAAAUACUCGACCAACUGAUUCUUCCAAAAUUGCAGGAUGCUGUUUCCUCAUGGAAUCCGUUAACUGAUACAGUACCUGUUCACACUUGGUUGCAUCCCUGGCUACCUUGGUUUGGAGGAGUUGAACGUCUCGCGUGUUUGCAUGAUAUGGUUCUCCAGAAGUUAGGAAGUUGCCUUACCAACUGGCAUCCUAGUGAUGCAUCUGCCCGCUCAGUCCUAAUGCCUUGGCGAACCAUAUUCCCGGUCACGUCCAUGGCAGCUUUCUUAAGUCGCCAUGUGGUGCCAAAACUUGCUUUAGCGUUGCAACAGUUUCAACUUAAUCCCGCUAAGCAAAACAUGGAUCCGUGGAAUUGGGUGAUGCGUUGGGCAGACUUGAUUGGUCCGGCUGUACUUGUAAACCUACUUGAACAUCAUUUCUGGUCACGUUGGCUGUCAGUCCUUUCAAGUUGGCUGAAUCAGGGGGUAGAAGCUAGGCAACGUGGAGACCACACUGCUGCCGGUCAAGUUUAUCAAGAAGUUGGCCGUUGGUAUGCUGGUUGGAAAGGUCAGUUACCUCCUGAGUGUAUGGAAUAUGCAAGUGUCAAAGAUGCUUUGACAAAAGCUUUGGCAAUGAUGGAACGUUCAAUGAGAGGGUUACCGCCUCAAGAACCUCAGGUCUCAAAGCAGGGUCAGUCAGAUGUGUCAAGGUAUCCUACUGGCUCAUCAGGCGUACUUCCCCCAGCUUUUGGAUCAUCAACACCUUUGGUUGCUCCUCCUCCGACAACGCUACGUAAACAAGUUGAACAAGUAGCAGCGCAGCGCGGCUUCUUAUUCCAUCCUAUUUCAAACAGGAUGUUCGAAGGUCAACAAGUAUACAGACUGGAAUCAUUACAAGUGUUUUUCGACCGCAACGUCAGUUAUGUGUACAAUCCCAGUGAUGGUGGCUGGCUUCCUGUUACAUUUGCUGAGUUGAUGACCCGUGCUCAGUACUGACUUAAUCUUUUGACUUUGUAAAUUUCUUUUUCAAACAUUACUUCUCACAAGGUUAUUGUAUAUAGUUACUUCCAGAUUUUCUUUGUAAUUUCUCCUGAGUGAUAUAGAAAGAUAAUUGCGAUG